CAUGCAAAUUUCUCGAAGGGUCCUUUUGUUUAUCAGAUGGCUAGCGUUCUCGCUUACGAGGGCCUGGUUUGGUCAAACUCGACGAGAUCCCGACGCCAACAAUGGCGACGGUGCCGCGCCGCAAGUCCGUCGCCAGUUGUUGACAUGCCAUCCGACACCCGGUCUCCGCCGCCCCCAGCUCAUCCAUCUCCGGCAUUCCCCCAAAGGACUCCCAUGGCGUCCCCUCCGCCCUCACCUGCCCCCGCCGCGCUCCUCGCGCACCUCGCCGCCGUGCUCUCCUCCCCGGACUGGCGCUUCCAUCCCUCGCUCCCUCACCUCCCGGCCCUGCUCGCCCCGUCCCUGCCGCGCACGUUCCUAGUCCCACUCCCGCUUCUCCUCGCGGCCGCCGUGGCCCGCGCCGCCGCGCCCUCUCGCCACCUCCUUGCGCUCUCCCUCCCCAUCAUGCUCCGCCUCCACUCCCUCUCCCCUCCGCCGCUCCGCCCGCUCUUCGACCGCUCCUUCAGCUCCCUCCUCGCCCACCUCUCCCGCUUCGCCCUGACGCCGCUCAUGCUCCGCCUCUUCGCCCACAUGCACCGCCAAUCCCCGCCUGCCCCCACCGGUGCCACCUACAACGCCCUCAUCCGCUCCCUCUGCCGCCGCGCCGACCUCCGCCGCGCCCUCCGGUACCUCAGCCUCAUGGUCCGCUCUGGCUGGCGCCCCGACGCGUUCACGUUCAACUCCCUGAUCGUUGGGUACAGCCGCACGCAGCAGCCCGAGUUGGCCCGCAACCUGUUCGACAAAAUGCCGCUGAGAGGGUUCCCGCAGGAUGUAGUCUCUUACGCCGCGCUGAUCGAGGGGUUCUGUGAUGCUGGGAGGAUCGACGAGGCACUGGAGUUGUUCAGGGAGAUGGAGCAGCCGGACAUGCACAUGUAUGUGGCCUUGGUGAAGGGGCUGUGUGAGGUGGGGAGGGGGGAGGAGGGGCUUUGUAUGCUGCAAAAGAUGAAGGAGUUGGGAUGGAGACCAAACACUCGUGCUUAUGCAGCUGUGGUCGAUUUAUGGUGUAGGGAGCGAAUGGUUGAGGAGGCCGAGAAAAUGCUCGAGGAGAUGUUUGACAAGGGUUUAGCGCCCUGUGUUGUGACGUGCACUGCUGUUGUGAAUGCUUACUGUAGGGAGGGGAGGAUGAGUGAUGCAGUGAGGAUGUUUGAGGCCAUGAAAUUGAAAGGGUGCGAGCCGAAUGUUUGGACAUAUAAUGGGUUGAUUUGGGGCUUCUGUAAUGAGGGGAAGGUGUACAAGGCAAUGGCUUUGUUGGACAAGAUGAGAGGGUGUGGAGUAGAUCCGGAUGUUGUGACAUACAAUUUGUUGAUUCGAGGCCAAUGCAUGGAUGGGCAUAUAGCGAGUGCUUUCAGAUUAUUCUGUUUGAUGGAAGGAAAUGGUUUAGUUGCUGAUCAGUACACUUACAAUACGUUGAUUGAUGCUCUGUGCAAGGAUGGGAAAAUCGGUCAAGCUUGCUCUCUUUUUGAUGGCCUGGAAGCUAAAGGCAUAAUACCUAAUGCUGUGACGUUCAAUUCACUGAUAAAUGGGUUAUGCAAGACUGGUAAAGUCGAUGUCGCAUGGACAUUUUUGGAAAAGAUGAUCUCAGCAGGUUGCACAGCAGAUACCUAUACAUACAGUCCCUUCAUUGAAAAUCUAUGCAAGACGAAAGGAUCUCAAGAAGGAUUAUCCUUUAUAGAUGAGAUGUUACAAAAGGAUGUGAAGCCCUCAACGGUCAAUUAUACAAUUGUAAUUGACAAGCUUUUCAGCGAGAGAAAUUAUGGAUUAGCCACAAGAAUGUGGGGCCAAAUGGUGUCACUGGGGUGCAGUCCCGAUGUAGUCACUUAUACUGCGUCUGUGCGUGCGUACUGCAAUGAAGGAAGACUUGAUGAAGCAGAAAAUGUUGUGAUGGAGAUGAACAAAAGUGGGGUUACUGUAGAUGCAAUGGCAUAUAACACUUUGAUGGAUGGGUAUACAAGUACUGGACAGAUAGAUCAUGCAGUCACAAUCUUGAAGCACAUGACAAGUGUUGCUUCUAUGCCAAACUAUUUUACUUAUUUGAUCUUGCUUAGACAUCUUUUACAGAGGAGGCUUGCAGAGCAUGUGCCUUUGAAAGCAACUCGUGUGUGGAAGAUCAUAGAGCUUGCUGAUAUCUUUGAAUUGUUUGAGCUAAUGAAGAAGAAUGGUAUUCCUACCAGUGCAAGAGCUUAUUCGGCCAUCCUGGAGGGGUUUUCUGAAGAUAGAAGAUUGGAUGAGGUGACUUCGUUGGUUUCUCGUAUGAAAGAAGAUAAUCUACCUCUGAAUGAAGAUAUAUGCACUGCUCUUGUUAAUUGUUUUUGCAAAUUGAGAAUGUAUCCUGAUGCUUGGGCAUCACUUUGCUCCAUGAUUGGACAUGGUUUUUUACCAAACUUGAUGUCUUAUCAGCGUCUGCUAUCUGGGCUUACUGCUGAAGGACAAGCAGAUAGGGCUAAAGAAAUAUUCAGAGAUUCUGGAUGGAAAGACUACAAUCCUGAUGAAGUUGUGUGGAAAGUAAUAAUUGAUGGCCUGAUAAGAAAGGGUCAUUCAGAUAUCUGCCAUGACAUGAUGUCCAUAUUAGAACAGAUGAACUGCAGACCAAGUCGUCAAACUUAUGAAAUGCUUACCAAGGAAUUGUCUACCAGGGAAUGAUGUGCUGCAACGAUCACCUUCAUAACUUGCAUCAAAUUCUCUGUCAGUUAUGCAGACUUUGCCUCACGUUCAAGAGCAAGUUGACUAUAUGCACAAGAAUUGCAUAUAACAUGGAUCAUUGAACGCGCGCGCGCGCACACACACAGAGUUAAUGCUCUCAGAAAGAACUGUGAUUGUGGAAGUUCUGGAGAAUGCUGCUGCUGAAGGAUCUGAGAAGCCUAACGUGGGACUUCAGAGUGUUUAUGCAUGCAAGCUGACAGCUUUCAAGAGUUGACUAAAGCCCAUACCAGGAUCACUAUGGUUCCGUGAUAUUCGCUCAUCUGAGUAUUUCGUUUUAUGUUCACGGGUUCAUUGCAACAAUAUGAGCUUCUGAAUGAUGUGAUCUGAUGUCAGAACUUGUAGUUGAGCCAUUUCCUGGAUUUCAUUUGUGGGUGGAAGGUAUUAUUGUCUGCAUAGCAUACUGCUGCUGUCAGCAUGCAUAUAUCUAACAGGGGAGCCUUUUUCGCCUUGUACAAUUUUUGUGUUGGGACAUUCGUAUUCUUUUGUUCUUGUUCUAAUCCAAAGAGCAAUAUAGUGUGAUUUGUAUGUAAUUGACUAAAUGAUUACUAUUUUGGCCACUAAUAGGUUGUUUAUUUGGGUCCAGAUGGUGAAUGGUCAUCCGGUCAUUCUCCAAACCUA
Phragmites australis (common reed) is the source of this 3354-nucleotide messenger RNA. Its product is annotated as pentatricopeptide repeat-containing protein At5g65560-like. The record is from RefSeq and is a predicted model, not a curated record. Gene Ontology annotation, molecular function: protein binding. NCBI's taxonomy places the organism in Eukaryota, Viridiplantae, Streptophyta, Magnoliopsida, Poales, Poaceae. The transcript is spliced from 2 exons. The coding region runs from base 37 to 2676 and encodes 879 amino acids.